Molecule: messenger RNA, 1056 nt
Organism: Cervus elaphus (red deer)
Lineage: Eukaryota; Metazoa; Chordata; Mammalia; Artiodactyla; Cervidae
Product: sperm-associated acrosin inhibitor-like
Exons: 6
Coding region: 467-820 (117 amino acids)
Molecular function (GO): protein binding
Source: RefSeq, a predicted model, not a curated record
UGCACCUUUCGGGGUUUCGCUUUUCUCGGUUGCAAAGUAGCUAAGUUCUGGUAGAGAUUUUUUCCAAAACUUACUCACCUGAAAACAGAAAAACUUUUUUUGGUGAGGGUGAGGUGGGGUAAAGACAUCAAUGUUCAGUCAGCUUUUCUCUACAUUUGGGACAUUGUGUAUGUACGUUUUUUACAGUAUUUUAUAGUUUCCAAAGGAUUUCCUCAUCGUCUAAUUAAACACUCGCCACGACCGUGACAUAUUGGUAGAAGUUAAUUUGACCCGGUUUUUUCCUUACAAAAAUUAUCUUCAGAGAGGGUGUGGACUGAAAAACAACAACAACAACAACAACCCACAGCCUAGAAGUAGGGAAUUACCUUUUAUUCAGCGCACUGGCUGAGGAGUUAAGCUGUGGAGAUGGCCUCUCAGAUUAUCUGCGAAUGACGGUUCUGAAGAGAUAGAUGAUCAAGGCAAGGAAAUGGAAGAGGACCCAGGUGCCACAUGGAGACUUCAUCUCAAGAACAAUGAGGCUUCCUUUGUCUUAAAAAGACUUGAUAAAAUGUCUUUCUUCUCGUCAUGGAUCAAAGCUAUUUUAAUCAUUGGCUUGGCAUUUCCUCUUUAUUGUGAAACUUCUUUUGCAUCUCCAAGAAAAACGCGUGACAUGCGUGACGCUCCAGUGUGUGGUAUAUAUGUUGGUCAAUUACAUUUUUGUACCAGAGAAAUGGAUCCAAUCUGUGCAACAAAUGGCAAAACAUACUCCAAUAAAUGCGUUUUCUGCAGUGAAAAAAUAGAAAAGGGAAAAUUUGAUUUUAGUCAUUGGGGUCGUUGCUGACUCUGCCUCAGCCACGCAAUCCUAUGGCUUUUAUUGCAAUCCUAUUUUGCUAUGGAUUCUACAACCAAUUAGUCUUCUAAAACAGGGCUUUAAAUUCCUAGAUGACCAAACUAAGCCUUCAGUAGUACACAAGACAAGAAUGUAGAUUGUUGGAGAAUUUUUCCAACUCUAAGAACCCACCAAUGAAAAAGAUUCCUUUUUUUCUUUCUUCAUUUAAACAUUGACAAUUGAAAACC